Molecule: messenger RNA, 2090 nt
Organism: Erigeron canadensis
Lineage: Eukaryota; Viridiplantae; Streptophyta; Magnoliopsida; Asterales; Asteraceae
Product: probable arabinosyltransferase ARAD1
Exons: 2
Coding region: 5-1459 (484 amino acids)
Molecular function (GO): glycosyltransferase activity
Source: RefSeq, a predicted model, not a curated record
UCCAAUGACAACAAUGUCUGAAAAGGGUGUGUUUAUUUCGCGAUCACUUACCUUGCUAUUCGCGGUCUCAAUGUUGUUUCUAAUGCUUUCUUCAUCAAUCCUGUUUCAGUUUGGUGAUAAUUCUGUAGUACCCAGAUCAAUAUAUAAGCUUAUUGUUGUUUCAAAAACGCCGGUUAUUAUUAAAGAUGAUCAAACCAGUGAGCCAAUUGAACUAAAAUCGACCCCUUUUGUAGGUUCAUCUUGUAAAGAGUCUUGUUUUAAAUCCGACCUCAUUAAACCAACCGUCUCUUGUGACCGAAACCAUGCUCUGCUUAAAAUUUUUAUGUAUGAUUUACCACCUGAGUUUCACUUUGGAUUACUAGGAUGGAAGGGAGAUAGAAGCCAAAUUUGGCCUAAUGUGAGUGAUUUGAGUGAAAUCCCUAAAUACCCAGGUGGGUUAAACUUACAACACAGUAUAGAAUAUUGGCUCACUCUUAAUCUAUUGUCUUCAACUGCUCCAAAUUUGUCUACACCUUGUACUGCAAUUCUUGUAAAAAAUGCAACUCGAGCGGAUGUCAUUUUUGUGCCAUUUUUCUCCUCUUUAAGUUACAAUCGGCAUUCUAAAAUUCAUAGCACCGGGAAAACUAGUUUAGAUAAGAUUUUGCAAGAAAGAUUGGUGAAGUAUUUAAAAGGUAGAGAUGAAUGGAAAAGGUUGGGAGGAAAGGAUCAUAUGAUUGUGGCUCACCAUCCAAAUAGUAUGCUUUUAGCAAGAAAACACUUGGGUUCUGCUAUGUUUGUUCUUGCUGAUUUUGGAAGGUAUCCUGCUCAUAUUGCAAAUAUUGAUAAAGAUAUCAUUGCACCUUACAAACAUGUUGUAAGGCUUGUUGAUGCUGGUGAUUCGCCUUCUUUUGAAGAUCGGCGUGUGUUAGUUUAUUUUCAAGGAGCGAUCUAUAGAAAAGAUGGUGGAAUGCUUCGUCAAAAGCUAUACUACCUAAUGAAAGACGAAAAAGAUGUGCACUUUACAUUCGGAACUGUGUCAUCAGGUGGGGUCCGAAAGGCAUCCAGAGGGAUGAUUUCAUCCAAAUUCUGCCUCAACAUUGCAGGAGACACACCUUCAUCUAACCGUAUGUUUGAUGCUAUUGCUAGUCAUUGUGUUCCUGUUGUAAUAAGUGACAACAUCGAGGUUCCAUUUGAGGAUGUUCUUGAUUACUCCAAAUUCGCCAUAUUUGUUCCUGCAUCAGAUGCUCUUAAGAAGGGUUACCUUUUAAAACUUCUUAGAGGUGUUCAAAGAGAAAAAUGGAUUGAAAUGUGGGAAAGAUUGAAACAAAUUGCACCACAUUUUGAGUAUCAGUUUCCCUCACAGAGUGGUGAUGCUGUUGACAUGAUUUGGCAGGCAGUUUAUAGGAAGAUAUCUUCGGUACAUAAGACAGUUGGUAGGGAAAAUAGAUACCAAAUGUCACAAAAGUUUUUGACAUCGUAAUCCAGGAUGGUUUAGGAGAACAGAUACAGAAGCUGGACUACUAGAGGUUACACCAAAGAUGUCAAACGUCCAAAAAGAAUCAAGUGCCCGCUGUUGCAGUGGAAUCAAGUGCCGUGAUUCAAGUGUACAUAAUAGAGAUGUAAGGGAGCCAGUCUACUAACGCUCAACUCAUCAAAAGACCAAGUUGAGCUCAAGCCUAUAGUUCAAGCAUUCUGCUUGUUGAGGGUGUAGAAGUCAUAUGUUUUACACAAAGCCUACAGCAAAAUCCUAAAUCUGUUACCACUGGCCUGUGUAACCAGUAAAUUUGGCCCAUUGCAAGACUAUUUUUUUUUAUUUUAAUGGCCAACGAAUAUAUCCCGGAUACCUAGGUUAACCCAAUGGCGAAAGGCAACCCCAUACGCCCUGCGAACACGUAUAGCGCUGGGUAGCCCAAGCCCACCAUGUAGUUUCAUUCUAGGAAAAACCUCAUAAGGCCCCUGCCAAGGUUUGAACACCCAACCUUAUGAGUAAAACCUGGAUGUCUCAGCACUCUAUCUAUGGGUCAUUGGUAGCUAUAGAAAAUCAUUUUCUCUCAAAAAUAUAAUGAACCAUCUAUAAAUAUUCAAAAACGUUAAUAUGCCUUUUGAAUUUA